Molecule: messenger RNA, 1583 nt
Organism: Cynara cardunculus var. scolymus (artichoke)
Lineage: Eukaryota; Viridiplantae; Streptophyta; Magnoliopsida; Asterales; Asteraceae
Product: cytochrome P450 83B1-like
Exons: 2
Coding region: 1-1503 (500 amino acids)
Molecular function (GO): oxidoreductase activity, acting on paired donors, with incorporation or reduction of molecular oxygen; heme binding; monooxygenase activity
Source: RefSeq, a predicted model, not a curated record
AUGGCUGUCUUUCUACUCUUUAUAUCAGCAGCCAUCCCUCUUUUCCUCUCGUUCAUCCUUUUCAAACUUAGAAAGUCUAGGUCAAGGCUCCCACCAGGUCCUCUUGGACUUCCUAUAAUCGGAAACUUGCACCAGCUCGAUACCUCCCACCCGUCUAACCAUCUCUGGCAACUAUCAAAACGCUAUGGCCCGCUUAUGUUUCUACGUCUUGGUCGUGUCCAAACGCUUGUUGUUUCUUCGGCGCAGAUGGCCAAGGAAGUCUUGAAAACAAAUGAUGCGAUAUUUUGUAGUAGGCCUGUUUUCACAGGCCAACAGAAGAUCACUUAUGGAUACAAGGGUUUAAUCUUGACGCCUUAUAAUGAUUAUUGGCGAGAAACGAGAAAAAUUUGCACCCUUCAUCUAUUUACCACGAGAAGGGUGCUUUCAUUUCGUGAUGAUCGUGAGGAAGAAAUCUUCAUCACGAUCAACGAGAUAAAAUCUCGAAUCGCCACUUCUGUGUCGGAAGUCGUGGUGAAUCUGAACGAGACAGUAAUGGCUCUUACAAGUAGGAUAAUUUGUAGGAUGGCUUUCGGUAAGAUACUUGGACAAGAAACGAGCCGAUUUCAUGAGCUGCUUUUGGAGUGUCAAGCGGUGUUGGCAAACUUCUAUUUUAGGGAUCAUUUUCCAUUGAUGGGGUGGGUUGAUCAUCUCAACGGAAGCAUGGCUAGGCUAGAGAAGAAUUUCAACGACAUGGAUGUGUUCUACCAAGAACUUAUCGACGAGCAUUUGAAUCCCAAGAGGCCCAACAAAGUGCAAGACGAUAUCGUUGACAUCUUGCUUCAGCUCAAGAACGACGACUCUUGUUCCCUCGGUCUCACUUUCAAUCACAUCAAAGCUAUACUCAUGGAUAUUUUCUUGGCAGGUACAGAGACAAGUGCAUCAGCUGUGGUAUGGGCGAUGACUUUUUUGAUCAAGAAUCCGAAAGCUUUAAAGAGGGUUCAACAAGAGGUUAGAAAUGCAGUAGGAAACAAAGGAAAGAUCGAUGAAGAAGACCUACAAAAUUUCGUUUAUCUAAAAGCAGUAAUAAAAGAAUCACUUAGAUUAUGCCCAGUAGCGCCCCUCUUGGUCCCACGAGAAACAAUAGAUGCAUGUAUUUUAAGCGGAUACAAGAUUCCCAGUAAGACUUUGGUUUACGUAAACGUAUGGGCCAUUGGUCGAGACCCUGAAUAUUGGGACAAUCCAGAAGAGUUUCAUCCCGAGAGGUUUAUAGGUAGUAAUAUUGAUUAUAAAGGGACAGACUUCGAAUUGAUCCCAUUCGGGUCAGGUCGAAGAGGGUGUCCAGGAAUGUCACUUGGAUCUAUCACAAUGGAACUCGCACUGUCGAAUCUUCUUUACGCCUUUGACUGGAAAUUGCCUCAUGGGAUGAAGAGCGAGGACGUCGACACCAUUACAACUCCCGGGAUAGUUCUUCACAAGAAAAACAUGCUCAAUCUUGUUCCCAGUUAUCGUAAUUGUAAAACUUAAUAUUCUAUUCGUUUAUGUCAUUUCGUCAUUUAUGUCAUUUGUAAAACUCAAUCUUGUAUCAUUACACGAGAUUACAUAAU